This is a messenger RNA of Fibroporia radiculosa, 1029 nucleotides long. RefSeq lists its product as uncharacterized. The coding region runs from base 1 to 1029 and encodes 342 amino acids. The record is from RefSeq and is a predicted model, not a curated record. The transcript has 4 exons. Lineage: Eukaryota; Fungi; Basidiomycota; Agaricomycetes; Polyporales; Fibroporiaceae. Gene Ontology annotation, biological process: GPI anchor biosynthetic process. Gene Ontology annotation, cellular component: membrane; glycosylphosphatidylinositol-N-acetylglucosaminyltransferase (GPI-GnT) complex.
AUGGACGACGACUGGGAGAGAGUCCUCUGGAAAAAGAAAGUCUAUCCUGAUAACUACGUUCCCAGCUCGUUCCUGUCCUCUCUCACUAGAAAUCCCAACUUCAGACCAUACACUUAUAUGAGCCUGGUAUUUUCGUCUUGUGCCAUCAAUCAGCACCUAUCUACUAUUUUCACGUUCCUGGCUGUCUUUGUCCGCCUGAACGAGCAGCUGUUGGACCCCCGUGUUCUCGUAUGGUUGUCGAUAUGCGGAUUUAUUGCGGUCUACGCGAUGUGGGAACUCCUAGACUACUGUUCUGAUAACAAGACAUCAACCAGUACCCAACGUAUGGAGGCUGCUCUAUUUCCGUUCGGUCCUCGUGUUCACACUAUGCAUCCAGGAGCCAAAACGAUCAAAUCCUCGAUCCUGGUGUUCCUCGCCUUGAUGUCGCUGUCCCCCGUCUUGAAGACGUUAACGGCUGCUACCUCGUCUGAUUCUAUCUGGGCGUUAUCCGCGUCUCUCUUUAUUUUGAACGCACUGCUGGCGGAUUACACUGCCCUUCGCCCUGAGACUUACCAUCGAGAGAGGCGAGUAGUUGCGCCAUGUCCCACGCAGCUUGGACUAAUAUCAAAUGUAUGGUUCGAUGUGGCCAGGCUAACCUCGGUCCUGUCGAUGAACGCAGCCAUAUCAGCAGCGGUCGUCCUUGCUUCGCGGCUCCCUGAUGACAUAUCCGUGUUCGCUCUCAUGCUGCUCUCGAUUCAGCUCUUCGCGCUUUUCCCCAUAUUGCGCCGCCGCCUACAGGGCGACUCGAGAGCCGGACAAGUCCUUCUGACCUCGGUCCUGUCCGCAUCUUCUAUCCUGUCCGCGGCUUCACUGUCAUUUACCGCUACGUGCUUGAUCGCAGUCACCCUGGCCUUUGUGACGUUUGUCGCGCCCGGGGUUCUCGUUUGGGCGCAGAAGUACAAGAACGAGAUCAGGGGCACCUGGGACCCGGCGGUGCCCAAGGUGCACAACACGGAGCGUCCCGCAGAGUUCCGCGGACAAUCACGAUGA